Molecule: messenger RNA, 839 nt
Organism: Arabidopsis arenosa
Lineage: Eukaryota; Viridiplantae; Streptophyta; Magnoliopsida; Brassicales; Brassicaceae
Source: the annotation of a GenBank genome assembly
ACUUUUGUCCUUUAUCUAAACCCAACAAAAAUAUGGCCACAAAAAAAAAGAAGGUAACUAAGGCCGUCGCCGUAGGGAAGAGUAAGGAAGUGCGUUACAGGGGUGUAAGGAGGAGACCAUGGGGGAGAUACGCUGCGGAGAUCCGUGAUCCGAUAAGGAAAAAACGGGUCUGGCUCGGAUCUUUUAACACUGGGGAGGAAGCCGCCAGAGCCUACGACUCCGCUGCCAGAGAGUUUCACGGAGCCAAAGCAAAAACCAACUUCCCUCUCCUUGGAGAAUAUGGGUAUGCUUCGGUGACGCCGGUGAACAAUGCCCUUUCUGAAACGGCGCCUGAUGGAAAUGCCAACUUCCUUCUCGUUGGAGACGAUGUGAAUGCUUCGGCGAUGCUGGUUAACAACACCCUUUCUGAAACAGCGUGUGAUGGAACACUUCCAUUGGAUUGUCAGAACUUGUUAUCUCCGGGGGUGGCUGAAGCGGUUGCUGGAUUUUUCUUAGAUCCGUACGAUGCUGCUGCGUUGAAAGAGGAGCUUGAUCGAGUUUGUCCAGACCAGUUUGAGUCCAUUGAUAUGGGGUUGAGUAUUGGUCCUCAAACCGCCGUGGAAGAGCCUGAGACUUCCUCCGCCGUGGGUUGUGAGCUGCGAAUGGAACCGGAUCUGGACCUUAACUUAGAUCCCUAAAGAUUAAUCUGAUAUUGUUGUCCUUGAAUAAGUUUGUUCUGCAUGUAUGUCCUUUAUCUUUUCUUUUGGCUCUUCUUGUUGUCUGUACUUCUAUUGGUUGAUUUUGCUUCUAGCGUUAAAACGCUGAAGUACAACCAUGAGAAUUAAACCUAAUAUUCUAUU